Closterium sp. Naga37s-1 is the source of this 1713-nucleotide messenger RNA. Lineage: Eukaryota; Viridiplantae; Streptophyta; Zygnematophyceae; Desmidiales; Closteriaceae. The record is from the annotation of a GenBank genome assembly.
AUGAUUCCUGACAACGGCGCUGUGCUCAACAUCGCAGGCAACUUCUUCUAUGGCGACCCCAUGCUCUACGCCGAUGGCUGCCAGUUCUGCCCCUCGGGGGUCAUCCAGAAGCCCCUCGUCUUGACACCAGCAGACCUCAUCUACACUUCUGGUGGCCGCUGUGUCCCCGGAGGGGCAGGAGGAUAUGUUGAGAUGACACGUGCAGGGGCCAACAAGAAGGGCGAGGCAAGUCUGCGGCGGAACUGUUUCACGCUGAGCAAGCAGAUGGAGUGCACGGCGAACGAGACGCAGCGCAGCAGCGACGAGUGCCUGGCAUUCUGCAGCUUGUCGCGGGAGCUGGGGCCGUGCGACGGGCACGGAGCGUGUGUGCCGCCGCAGGCUGGAGCAGCAGAGGCGCGCUUCACGUGUGAGUGCGACGACGGCUUCGUCCCCACCAACGGCACCCUCGGCUCCACCUGCGCCCGCCCUGCUCCGCCCCCUGCUGCUGUUGGGACGCUGAAUCUCCUCGUUUCAAUUCUCCUCGCAAGGUCUCCGCCCCUCUUUGUUCUUCCCUUCACCUCUCCAGCGCUCUCCACGGGUGCAGUGGUGGGCAUUGCUGUGGGCUCUGCUGCUGCCUUUGCUCUCCUCCUCACUCUCGUUGUCGCGCUGCUCUGGCCCCGCCAACGCCCCUCCUUUUCUUCCCCUUUAACCCCCCACCUCCUCUGGCAGGUGCGGGCGAUGGCGUCGCUGCGGCAUGAGCACGUGGUGCGCCUGUUGGGCUUCUGCCUGCAUCAGAACGUGGAGAGCGGCCAGCAGGAGCAGAUCCUCGUCUACGAGUUCGUGCCCAACGGGGACCUCAAUGUACGCAUUUCCUACUUGCCACAUUUGCUGCAAGAGAUGCUGCUUUGCCACUCGCUCUCUUCAAUCACGAAUCUGUUCUUCGUCCUUCCCCCUCACCUUCCCCCUCACCUUCCCCCUCACCUUCCCCCUUCUCCUCCCCUCACCUUCCCCCUUCUCCUCCCCUCACCUUCCCCCUUCUCCUCUCCUCACCUUCCCCCUUCUCCUCCCCUCACCUUCCCCCUUCUCCUCCCCUCACCUUCCCCCUUCUCCUCCCCUCACCUUCCCCCUUCUCUACCCCCCAGCACCAUUGACCCUGAAGCAGCGGCUGCAGCUGGCGCUCAUUGUUCUCUUCCCCUCCCCCUCUCCCCCAAGCCGCCGUGCAAGAUGCAGGUGUACGGGCUGGGCAUUUACCAAUCCUCCCUUGUUCUCUCCGCCCUCCCCUCCCAGGCAGCGCGCAAGGUGCAAGUGUAUGGGCUGGCUGUCUCACAAUCCUCCCUCAUUCUCUCCCCCCAUCGCCCCUACUCCCAGGCGGCGCGCAAGGUGCAGGUGUACGAGAUGGGGGAGCUGAAGGACGCGGGGCUGGAGGCGCCGGACGAGGCGGUGGUGAAGCUGGCAGACAUCGCACUGGACUGCCUCAAGAUGCCCGCCUCCCGCCGCCCCCCCAUGAAGGACGUCGCCCGCCGCCUCCAGAACAUGCUCUCGCUCUACUGCAGCGAUGGCGACCACUCUUCCGUUGUAGACCCCAGCCUGAGAAUGGAGGGAGAGGAUGUGAGGGGCGACGGUGGCAGCACGGACACGUUCGGGAGGAGCGAGUUGUCGGAGGGGACGAAUGGAGUGUCUGCUUCCAAGAGUCUCAUCCAUUCGCUGUCGGAAAAGUGGCGGAUGAUUGAGUAG